GAAUAUGCUAGAGCAACGGAGAAGGAUAAAGAGGUUGCCUAUUUUAGUGGAGGAUCAUAUCAGAUAAAAGGUAAAGCUAAUAGGGCUUCAUCUAUUGCUACUUGUCUAUUUACGGAGUCCUCUGCUUCUAGGAGAGGAUGUUCAAUCCUUCCUCUACCAGUCAAGGUGAGAAGGAUUGAUCCUUUUGGUGAUAAAAGUGUAAAGGAGAAAGGAAAUACAAUAGCCUAUUUUGAUUUUUUGAGAGACCUUAUAGGGGAAUUGGUGAGAUGCUCAAAGGAGGUGACCUAUUUGAAUGAGAAGUUAAAUGAGUUAGAGGCUAUUUUGGAGCAUGCUUUUGAGAAUAAACUGAGAGUUUCUGAUGACAACAAUGAGGAAUAA
Messenger RNA from Dovyalis caffra, 378 nucleotides. NCBI's taxonomy places the organism in Eukaryota, Viridiplantae, Streptophyta, Magnoliopsida, Malpighiales, Salicaceae. The record is from the annotation of a GenBank genome assembly.